Molecule: messenger RNA, 4146 nt
Organism: Vespa crabro (European hornet)
Lineage: Eukaryota; Metazoa; Arthropoda; Insecta; Hymenoptera; Vespidae
Product: protein THEM6-like
Exons: 5
Coding region: 1331-2062 (243 amino acids)
Source: RefSeq, a predicted model, not a curated record
AUUUCUGUGUACGUAAAUGGCUUCGUCACAGCUCGUACGUUUCGUCCAAGGACAUUGUCGAGUUAUUACAGUACAUUUCUCGUGGAAGAGCUAAACGCAAACAGUGACUAUUUCUCCAAAUAAAUCUUCUCGAUAAUCAAAAAAAAAUCCAGUCAAAUAGAUAUCGAUCGAUUCUUUGUAUUUACAUAUAUCCCCCUUUUAUCCUUUAACAGUUUAUGCAAACAUCGUUUCUAGCAAACAUAUUCUGUUUUAUACAUUCUUUUUUUUCUGUCACUUUCAUUUUUAUUUCUUUUUUUUUUUCUCUCCCCCAUUUUAUAUGCUUAGUAUCGCCUAAUUAAAAUUGACUAUUUUUAUAUUCAUCGAUAAGAUUGAUACCAUGUAAUCUCAUAAAUAGAUAAAGGAUGUCUGUCUUAUAGUACAAUAUGAACAUAAACGAGAUAACCUUGUUCAUUCUCAUUAUGAUCUUCGUUGCAUUCUAAUUUUUGGUAUUCGUUGAAUUUGAAAAAAAAAAAAAAAGAAAAAAGAAAAAGAAAAAAAGAAAAGAAUAGAAGAAAAAAAGGUUGUAAUGAAAGAACAAUCUUAAAUACGAAGAGAGAAAAAGUUCGUAAGAGUAGAUACGUCUUCAAUGAAGUUUCGUCGAAAAAUAAAAAAAAAACUGGCCAGGGUUUCUGCGAAGUCUGGUUACUCCCACCGCUACGGUUAGUCCAAUCCUCCCCCGUAAACGAGAAUGUUCUAAGCGCAGAUGCAAGAGCUCGGAAAGAAACGAUCUGGUCGACACAAUGACGACGACGACGACAACGACGACGACGACGACGACGACGACGACGACAACGAUAACGACAAUGACGGUGUGUUGAACACAUCGAGCUAAAGGAUUAUCAGUUGUUGAGAUGUCUUCGAUACGAACGGGCUUCCUCUUAGGUCUUCGUACAGUAAGAGAACCCUCACUUGCAGAAUCAAAAUCUUCCGAGUGUGACGUAAAGAGGCUGAAAAAGAAAAAUAAUUAAAGAAAUAAAUACAGAGCUCUUCGUUAUUCGAUAACUCGAUGACUAAGACGACAACUUUUCGAAGAAUUACGAGGUAUCCUUUAAAGGAUAUUAUUGAGUAGAACUCUGUGAAAGGAAAAUAUUUUAAAAAGUGUCGUUUAACAUGAUAAAAAGAGGCCAGAACUUUUUAUCAACGAAAAGUGAACCGUCUCGAGCACGAAUCAAUAACAACACGGCUUCCCGCCAGUUGAAAGCUUCCAAAGUCUGAUCGAAUUACAACACAUUGACCAUUAUCGUCCCAGCAGGACGACAAGACCAUCAACGAAAGGACGAUAAUUAUUAGGAUGAUAACUUGUUGGGUCCUAGCCGGUAUCCUCGGUGCCGUCAUACUUCUUCAUCUCCUCGUCGAGGUUCAUUAUUUCCUACGUAUGUUCCUCACGGUUUUCCUUGCGAGAUUCUGUAAAAAGAAAAUUCAUAUACUUGAUGAGGCAUCGGUCUAUGGUAUUUGUACUACGACCGACGUAGACACUCUUCUCUAUCACAUGAACAAUGCAAGAUAUUUGAGAGAAUUGGACUUUGCUCGAGCUGAUUUUUACGAGCGAACUGGUCUUUAUCGUGAAAUUUGUUCUCAAGGAUCUGGUGUCGUUCAAGGAGCAGCAACGAUACGUUAUCGGCGAUUUCUCAAACCUUUAACUAUUUAUAAGAUAACUUCGAAGAUCAUUUAUUGGGACGAAAAAACGAUUUUUAUGGAACAUCGUUUUGUUACGCCGAGUGAUGGAUUUAUCCGAGCUAUAGCUAUCUGCAGGCAAAGACUUUUAGACUGCAGUGCAGAGACGGUUAUGGGUACUCUCGUUGAUCGAGGUGUUAAACAAAAUGGUAACGUUGAGGCAGGUGUUACACAGAUAACUCACGUGAGGCCAGAGAUACCACCAGAAGUAGCAAGAUGGUUAGAAAGUAAUGAAAUUUCCUCUGCGAUUCUUCGACAAUCAAUUAUACCUACAAUGAAUACUACAACAACAGCAACCACGACGACAAUGACAACAACGACAACAACAACAACACCUUCGAAUUGCUGACAAAACGAGAACGCGACGAAUGGUGUCGCAGAAACGACGAUCUACGUAACUACUACCGUCUAAAUAUAUGAUAUGCGAGAACGUGAAAAGCACCGUGUUUAUAUGUAUGUUCAUUCAGGAUAAUAUUUCCAAGUGCACCGAUCAUUCUUUGUUUGUUGAUAAUUUAAAGAAGAUCUGAGAUUCUUCCUUUAUGUAUAUAUAUAUCUUCCUAUAUAUAUAUAUAUCUUCCUAUAUAUAUAUAUAUAUCUUCCUAUAUAUAUAUAUAUAUAUAUAUAUAUAUAUAUAUAUAUAUAUAUAUAUAUUUCUCAUACGAUUUUUUAUUCCACGUAAAUGUAUUAUAUACAAUAUCUACUUAUGUAUAUGUAUAUGUAGAAAAAAAUAUAACAACGCGGUGCUUUUAAGAUGACUGCUCAGGGCUAUUAUUUGAUGACCGAGAACAAAUAUUUACACGUAGACAUCUAACAAUAAGAUUUAUUCUUAUCGUCGCUUCAAGUUAAAAAAAAAUGUAAAAAAAGAAAGAUACGUUUCGCGAUGUGAAUUAGCAAGGGGGAAAAGAAAAAAAAAAAAGAAAAAAGAAAAGAAAAGACUAGUUCUAUAAACAAAAAAAUGAAGCACGAUGCGAGAAAUUGCGUGCAACUAAUAUAAUAUAAUACAUAUGUAUGUAUAUAUAUUGUAUGUAUGUGCUAUAUUUCUCUUAAAAACUUAAACUAUAAAAAUUAUUAGAUACUUUUACUCUGAUUAUAUACAGGGUAUAUUAAAUUUGAUCUAAUUACGCGAAAUAUUUCUGAGUGAUUAAAGAUUUUAUCGAUGAACAAAGAAAUUAUCGAUGUUAUCUUUUUUCUUUUUUCUUUUUUUUCUUUUUUUCUUUUUUUUUUUUAUGAAUCAAUGCACUUUUAUUAUCAAUUAUGACUUAUAGAAAGAAAAAUUUAAUGGUAUAAAUUUGUUGCUCUCUAUUAAUGAAAUAAUGUCUUACCAGGAUAUUAUUUCGUAUCAUCGAAAAUAACAGCUUAAAUUACUUCAAACAUCAUAUAUAUGUAGGUACAUAACAAUAUAUGAUCUUAUUUAUGACGAGAAGAAAAAAUUUUUACACAAAAAUUUUACACAUGCUCAUUAAUUUAAAUCGAAUUUAUAAAUUAUUAAAUAUGGAUUGAUUAUUAUAUGAAUUAAUUAGUCUUUCUCUUCUUUUUUCUUAUUGAAAUAAGAAUUAAUCUUUUCGCUCUAAACGGUGUAUAUAUGUAUAUAAUAUUAAAAUUUUAUUUCACACUAAACACCAAAUGUCAUAAAAAAUUGACAAUUAUGAAAUAAUAUCAUACUUUGGUCACGAAAUCACAAGAAAUUUUAAUACUAAACAAGUUUUCAUUUUUAAACGUUUUUAUAAUUUUUUUUUAUCUUGUAAUUCUAACAAUAUAAUAUUUCUAAGAGAAAUGUAAAAUAAAAAUAUAACGCGCGUAUUGUUUUCAAAGAAUAAUCUUUUUUUCUGUGAUAAAGUAUAUAAUUAAACUUAUAAAAUAUAAAAAUCAAGCACCGUAAACUUUUCGUACACAAGCACCCAGAGCGAAAGAAUUAAAGAUCAAUUUGCAAAACAAUAUUUAUCCAAGAUAACACACGAGUUUCUAUAAUGUAAUUGAAAUUUUUAUUAAUUGUUGAUUAAUUUCUCUUAACGAUAAAAAAAAGUCUGAAAAAAACAUUUUUUUUUAGUUUUCAUUGAAUCAGACGAGAAUAUCUUCGUUUCUUUUUUUUUUUUUUUUUUUUUUUUUUUUUAUUACGUCACACUCAGAAGUCAUAAAAAUAUUUCUAAAUUAUCAUCUAAUUAUAUCUAUAGAAUGAAUGAAUUUCUAUAUUAGCACAAUCGACGACAAAUUGAAAUUUAUAGUUCGUUUAAAUAAAUAAAGAAAGAAAGUAAUAUAAAAUCAAAAAAAGGAAAAAAAAACAAAAAACAAAAAAAUAAUAGCGAGUAGCAAAAUACGCUUUGUUAUUAUAUAUCUAGAUUGUUCUGUAAUAAAAUUAUUACUACGUUGUGAAUAUGUUCUCGAUGUUAUUGUCGUCCAAAAAAUAUUAGAAAAUAAAGAAUUUACAGAAAUCAA